Molecule: messenger RNA, 4534 nt
Organism: Myxocyprinus asiaticus (Chinese sucker)
Lineage: Eukaryota; Metazoa; Chordata; Actinopteri; Cypriniformes; Catostomidae
Gene: hspa12b
Product: heat shock protein 12B
Exons: 14
Coding region: 527-2602 (691 amino acids)
Source: RefSeq, a predicted model, not a curated record
AGUUCUCCCUCCCAUUCCCCCUGUACUACAGCAGUGUUCAUCUCCAGCCCCUGUACGUGUGUGCGGCUGCCUCUCUCAACCAGUCCUCCCUGACAUUCCACAGCAGAUGAGGAAUUGACUGCUUGGAUACAGACACAGAAAAAGUUCUAGGAAUAUUCUCUGGAUCUGAGCUAUUUCUACAACAUUUUUCAACAUCUUUUCUCCUCUUCAACUUGGGAUCAAACAUUCAAUACUUUUUGUUUCAGCCACUUGGCUGAAACUUCUGUUGGGAAACAGCAUCAUCACAAAGACUCUAGCUAUUGAAACAUCCAUAACUGUUUUCCUAUUGGGAUUUUUGGACGUUUAUCAGCUACUAAACAAGCCUAGACAGGAGACACUAGAACAUUAAACAAAAGGAUUUAAAGCUGGGUUGAAAUGAAAAUUUUCCUAGAAAACUCUGUGAGGGAACAGGAUGUGAAGUGGAUCAGCCCACUUCAACAGACGAACACACCCACCUUGUUGCUGCAAAAGCCCUGUCACCUCCACCAUGGACGGCCUCCUACGACUCAGUGCAAACAGUCUACAAGUCCCAGGUGAAGACAGAUCAGCCUCCACAUCUCCAUCUGGUUCACCCUCUCCUUCCAGAAAUGAGUGCAGUAUCACUCCUCUCACUCCCUCCCCUUCUCCAAGGACUGAGCUAAGACCACGUGUGGCUCAUCCGUUCUCCGUGGUGGUUGCUAUAGAUUUUGGCACCACCUCCAGUGGCUAUGCCUUCAGUUUCACUGAAGAUCCUGAAACCAUUCACAUGAUGAGACGAUGGGAGGGUGGGGACCCUGGCAUAGCCAAUCAGAAGAGUCCAACCUGUCUGCUGCUGACCCCUGACCUGCAGUUCCAUAGUUUUGGCUUUGCAGCUCGAGACAGCUACCAUGACCUUGACCCCGAGGAAGCCAGGCAUUGGCUUUACUUUGACAAAUUCAAAAUGAAAAUCCACAGCACCAGUGAUCUCAGUAUGGAGACAGAGCUGGAGUCUGUGAGUGGGAGAAGAGUUCGGGCCAUUGAGGUGUUUGCUCAUGCCCUGAGGUUCUUCAGAGAACAUGCUUUAAAGGAGGUGAAGGAUCAGUCCUCCUCAGUACUGGAGGGUAAUGAAGUCCGAUGGGUCAUCACUGUCCCUGCGGUGUGGAGGCAGCCAGCCAAGCAGUUCAUGCGAGAAGCUGCAUAUUUGGCUGGUCUGGUCACUCCAGAUUGUCCUGAAAAGCUCCUUAUAGCUCUUGAACCAGAGGCUGCCUCCAUCUACUGCAGGAAGCUUCGUUUACACCAGGUCAUUGACCUCAGCCAAAGACCAAUGACCAAUGGCCUAGAUGUGGAUGGGUCCCGCCCCUUCGAUUCAAGUUUCAGGCAAGCCCGCGAGCAGCUCCGCAGAGCCAGGCAUAGCAGAACCUUUCUGGUAGAGAGUGGUACUGGAGAAUUGUGGUCCGAGAUGCAGACAGGUGAUCGGUACAUCGUGGCAGACUGUGGUGGUGGGACGGUGGAUCUGACUGUGCAUCAGAUUGAGCAGCCGCAGGGCACUCUGAAGGAGCUUUACAAAGCCUCAGGAGGUCCUUAUGGAGCAGUUGGCGUGGAUCUUGCCUUUGAGGCUAUGUUGUGCCAGAUCUUUGGAGCUGACUUCAUUGAGACUUUUAAAGCAAAACGUCCAGCAGCUUGGGUGGAUCUCACCAUUGCAUUUGAAGCCCGCAAGCGCACAGCAGCUCCUGGCCGGGCCAACUCCUUAAACAUCUCAUUGCCCUUCUCCUUCAUUGACUUCUUUAAGAGACACAGAGGGCAGAGUGUGGAAGCCGCCUUGCGAAAGAGCAAUAUGAACUUUAUAAAAUGGUCAUCUCAAGGAAUGCUGAGACUCUCAACAGAAGCCAUGAAUGAGCUAUUUCAGCCCACCAUCAACAAUGUCAUCAAACAUAUUGAGGACCUGAUGAAGAAGGAAGAAGUAAAGGGUGUGCGUUUCCUCUUCUUGGUUGGUGGAUUCGCAGAGUCGCCCAUGCUUCAGCGAGCUGCCCAGAAUGUGCUUGGGCGGAACUGCCGGAUCAUAAUUCCACAGGACGUAGGUCUUACCAUCCUGAAGGGUGCAGUCUUGUUUGGUCUUGACCCCACUGUAGUCCGUGUACGCCGUUGUCCGUUAACUUACGGUGUUGGGGUUUUGAACCGGUUUGUGGAAGGCCGACACCCUCGUGAUAAGCUGCUCAUCAAAGAUGGACGAGAAUGGUGUACCGAUAUCCUAGACCGUUUCGUAAGCGUUGAUCAGUCGGUGGCUUUGGGUGAGGUGGUAAGACGGAGCUACACACCAGCAAGAGUGGGACAAAGGAAGAUUAUCAUCAACAUCUACUGCAGCGACACCGAUGACAUCACCUACAUUACCGACCCUGGGGUGAGGAAGAGUGGUGCCAUCACUUUAGACCUGCUUGAGUCAGGGGCAGCAGCAGCUAGUGCUGCUGAUAAUAGUAAAGGCUCAGCAUUUGAACGCAGAGAGAUUCGCACUGCCAUGCAGUUUGGAGAUACUGAGAUCAAAGUAACAGCUGUUGAUGUGGCGACUGGCCAACAGGUGCAGGCAUCAAUUGACUUCCUGUCCAAUUGAACCUGCUGUGCUGUUUCUGGAGAAAACUCUGUGUAAUGGGAUAUUUAAUGCCAGCCAAUCUCAUCAAUGGAUGGCUUAAUUGUAAUAACCCAAGGACUGCAUAUGUAAAAACUGGAGGACUGAUUCAUAAACUGGAAAAUUACUGUGCUAGGCAACAGCUUGCUCCAUGAGAACUGUCUCUGUAUUAAGUGUACUGUAGGUUGCUUUGGUUAAGAAAGAGUAUAAAUUACAAGUAAUGAAAAUCCCAACUAUGACAUACAUUCAUACAUGCGCGUAUUAUAUGUAGAAAAAAACCCUGAAGAAAUAUUCUGUACAUUUUUGCCAAAUGUCUAUGUUCUGCAUCUGUGGCAUUCUGUCAGUUAACAUAGACAUUCGAUUUAUUUGGAUUUUGUCCCUUAGUAUGUAUUAAACCUGAUGUAACUUUUUCAGUUAACAUACUUUCAUUUAUCCCAGCUUAUUAUGCAGAGACAACUACAAGUAAGCCAUUCAUAGGUUUAUUUUCUUGAAAACUGGACACACAGUGUCUCUGUGGCACUAUAAAAAUUCCUGCAUUUGUUUUAAACUACCCGUUUAGACCCGCCCCAACAAAAUUAAUAAUGGUGUAUGGUGUUAUUUGGAGGCAGGGCUAUUUGUUUGUUCGCUCAAUCGGAGAUGAGGGGCGUAUUCCGAAAGCUGUUUUGAAAAUAUUGUUUAUUUGCAAUUCCAUUCGUUGGCGAUUGUCGCAGAAAUUACACACUUCAGCUUUAAAGAAUGGGAAAUGCGCUUACCGUCAAUUAUAAUGGAAUGUUAGCAGUCAAGCAACCACAAAUAAUAAAUGUAAAAAAAUUCAAAAUUUUUAAAUAUGCUACUUAAAUAUGCAAGUACACGAAAGCGUAACUUGAACACUUACUGUAAAUAAGUGUUUGCACUGGUGAGAUUGAACCGCAUACUAAUCUUGCAAAGUUAUAAGUCUAAUCUUUCACCUCAUGUCAUGAUUACUUUAGGUAUCUGACUGAGGAUACCAGGAAGAGAAAUGAAAAUACCACUAAGUAAAUUCGUUUUGAGCUUAAUUUCUGGUUUUAAAAUCUCAGGUCAGCUUGCUAAUCUGCCAUUUUAAGUGUAUUUACUGUAUGCUUUUCCCAUUUGUUUAUACACAGCAAGUUUUAAUUACUGUCAUUGGCGAUUGACAGCAUUCCAAACAAGCAGCAAUAGACAUUAGGUUGACAUAACCCAGAAUAUUCCUUUUUAAGUUGUCAGAAACUUGGUAUGUAAAUUGAUUUAUCAAAUACAGCCACUUUUAAUUUUGUACGCAUACUCUAUUACUAAACGCAAGUCAUUUAAAAACUUUUUUUUUGUUGAAAUUAUGGUUAUGCCACCUAGUGGUAAUACAGAGGUAAACAUUUGAAAUGCUGUUAAGAGGCAAUUUUUUUUCAUUUCAUACAAAGGUACAUGACAAGUGGUUGCAUUCUACUUGUAAACAUGUCUACCUGUUUUUAAUCAGUUUUACUUUUUUUCCCUAUGAUAAAUGUGUUUGAGUCUGAUAGGCUUGUUUGUUGGUUUUUUUGAUCCUACAGUUUAUUUAAAAUAGCUGGAACUUAUGAAACACUACCUCUUUUUUUCUGGUCUAAACAUUUGAGUCUGUCCGUAGGGUUCUUUUUAGCCUGUUAUCCAUUUUAGAUAUUGCUAUUGUUAGCUUUUCACCUAUCCAGGAGGUAAGAAAGCCAAAGAAAUUACUUCAACGGUUUUCAAGUAUAUGGAAUAUCAUUCUAACAUUUGGGAAGCAAGCUAGGGGUAAAUGACAUGAUAAUCUUGGAAUUAUUGUAAUCUUUGGAACUUUAUCACAAUUUUGAAGGACUUUAGUUCUAAAUUUCUUACUAUAGUACUUGCAUACUUAGAAACUGUUUGUAUAUGUAUACCAAUCCUCAUGCCUGAAAAUAAAAGUUAUUUUCUUUU